AUGCCGGCUAAGAUUAGAGUAGCUACACCCUGGGGAGUUUCAUUGGACUGUUGCGAAAAAAAAGAACUUGUGGCUUCACCUCAUGUAAUAAUCAAAUCAAUCGCCCGUGUGGGAUUUCCUCUACAACGAGUCGACAUCAGUGCUGAAAAUGACGUAGUUGAGCGACCAUCAUCUCGUAGUAGUCAUAAGAAAUGUGAUGUUAUGAUCCUGAAGCCGAGAGAAGUUGUGCAUCCCAGUCCACCGUCCACUCCGAAUGUGCGGAGAUCUAAGAGAAAUCGUAUGAAACCUGUGCGACAGUGGCUUGGAGAAUUACCAGUUUAUGAGGUUUCACCGGGAGGCAGCAAAACAUUGGUAGGCGUCAACGAAGUGGAAGUGAGAGACAAACGUUGGCUAAAAGUAAGAAGCGCUAACUUAAAAAUUGCUCAAGAAAGGGAGAUGCAAUUACGGGAACAGCAACGUCGUCUACGCGAGAAACGUAGGGAGGAAGCUCGCAGGCGUAAGCUUGUCAAAAUUCGUGAAUUGAAACUUCGCCAUAAGAAAGGUGAGGAUUUGCACACUACCAUAGACUCAAUUGUGACCAGCAGUGAUGAAGACGAUGAGGAAGAUGAUAUAGAGGCUAUUGUACACGUACGAUGA
Molecule: messenger RNA, 636 nt
Organism: Strongylus vulgaris
Lineage: Eukaryota; Metazoa; Nematoda; Chromadorea; Rhabditida; Strongylidae
Source: the annotation of a GenBank genome assembly